Apaloderma vittatum (bar-tailed trogon) is the source of this 2071-nucleotide messenger RNA. RefSeq names its product serine/threonine-protein phosphatase 6 regulatory subunit 3-like. The transcript is spliced from 4 exons. Lineage: Eukaryota; Metazoa; Chordata; Aves; Trogoniformes; Trogonidae. The record is from RefSeq and is a predicted model, not a curated record. The coding region runs from base 62 to 454 and encodes 130 amino acids.
GGUUUUUUUACUUUUCAUUUUAAGCUCAAAAGAUUCCUUAAGAAGUAAUUCGCCUGUGGAAAUGGAAACAAACGCAGACCCAGUUGAUCCCUUGAGUGCAAACGUAACUGCUCUUGCAACACAUCUAGAGACCCCAGGAGGUGUUGCCAUGGAGGCCAACUCAGAUGGAGAGGACGAUGCAGAAAAUGCAGACAAGGUAACUGAAACAGUAAUGAACGGCAGCAUGAAGGAAACACUGAGCCUUACUGUAGAUGCUAAAACCGAAACGGCCGUUUUCAAAAGUGAGGAAGGAAAAUUGUCUACCUCGCAGGAUGCUUCUUGUAAAUAUGUAGUAGAAGAGAAUGCAGAAGUUGCAGAAGAGGCCCCUUCAGCUCUGCAGCCCCCUAACAGCAGUCCAGAACAGAGGACUGACCACACCCAUUUAGGAGAGGCGUCUGUUAAUGGCCCUGUAUGAUACGUUGUGUCUCCUACCUUGGCUGAAGAAAAUGAACUGAUACCUGGGUGUUGGAGUGUUUCUCGAGGAUUUCGUCUAGCCCCUGUCGAAGCCAGUCACUGCUGCACUAAUUUCGCAAGGGAUCAGGACCAGCAACCUUUAUAUUCUAGAUUUUAAGACAUUGUACAGAAAUUAAUAAGUGUAAAAAUAUUGCACAUUGAGAAAUACCAAUAAUUUUUGCGUAUGUUUAUAUUGUAUUGUUCUAAAGAAUGGGUGGCCUGUGAAAUAAGAUCCUGCUACCCGUGUAAUGAUGACAGUAGUGCUACUAUAGUUCAAAUGGCUGUAAGAAUAGUUUUAUAAAAAAGUGAAUACACAAAUCUAAUGUAUUUGAGACAUAACUAUUUGACAAUUAGUGUGACCAAAGUAUUUAGCAGUUUUCAUACAUUUUUCACCUUGUAAAAAGAAAAGAAAAAAAAUGAAUUCAUGUUUCUUCUGAAACCGAAACGCCCUAUAAAUGUUAUUUUGGUUGUUUUAGCUGACAAAAGUGAUUUAAAUAAGAAUUUUUGGUGUUUCAACAUUUUACAACAGGUUUUUUAAUUGGUAAUUGUUUUCUGUAUUGUUUAAAACAGAUCAAAAAUGUAAGUCUAUUGGUAGAGAUUUUAAGUAUUUAUUGCUACAACUUAGUUGACAAAUUGAUGUUACUGUAAAGCCAUAUGUUCUGUUAAGUCUUGUUUGCUUGAAACAAUACCUUCCAGGUGAAACACGAGAAUCUUUGAAGUGCACAUGGGUUGCUGUGUUUAAGUGAUUCACCUGCCUUUUAACCCGUUCACCGAGAUUUACUUUAACGCCGAGCAUUAUCCGAUGGAACAUUUCAGAACAAUCUGCGUAUUUCAAACGCUAUAAUCCUUUUAGACAAGUCAAGUAAAUGAAAUGCCCGUGCUGCUGAUGGAAUUACAGUACACGCAUUUUAAAAGUAUAUAGUGUUUUUAAUACCGAUUUUGGCAGCAGAGCAUGUUAAUUGUUACUUUCACUGUACUGAUCUGUGUGAGGCUUUCAUUUUUAUGUUCUAAACCAGUUUUUUCGCAGCUGGUUUGUGUAUAUAUAUAUAGUGAUUAUGGAGACUAAUUCUGUGUAAUUUAUAAUUUUCUAUGUCAGUGUAAAAUUCCAACAGCCUUCUCAAACAAACAGAAGCAAUAUUCUGUAUAUUGCCACAUUGUCUGGUGAAAGGGUUAAAGUACUUCACCUUCUGCACUUUUAGAUGCAAAUCCUCUUUUUGUUUCUGUAAUAGUUCUAUUCAUUUAUUUUUUACAUCAUUUGUUUUCCUGACCAGUAUUUAAAGCCAAAAGGAUACUCUCAACAGUGGCCAAUGAUUUCUUUUAGAAGGCAUCCCAAGCAACGUGCCUAAACAUUACAUUGCGUACAGAAAUAAAAAACAGACGAACCAACCAUGUAUGUAUAAUGGCAUUGCCCUUAUUGCUUGCUCUCCUGCAUUUUCUGCAGCGAAUUUCAGUGACCCUCGUUGCAGAUUGUUAGAAAUGAGUCGGGUAUGUGAAAAAUAAGGGGGCAGAACCCACAGGAUAACAGGUGGAAUUGGUAAUUAUGGUUGCCCUUUUCUUUGUCCUUUAUAAAUGAUGGAAU